UCCAGACAGACGCAACUAAGGUCAAGCGCCGGCCGUCUUCUAAAGGUGCACCACCAGUUGGCAAGAGCCUUCCAUCAGCAUCCCACGCACCAGUACAGCGUCCUGCAGGGCGGCUGUCCAUGGCCAUCAAGCCCAGGGCAGUCAUGGUGCGGCCUAGUUCUGGAACCACGACUGCAGCUGCCACCACGUUUGCCAGGGACACCCAACGUCCUACAGGGCUGCUGUCGUUGGCCAGCAAGCCCAGGGCAGUCCCGGUGUGUCCCAGUGCGGCAACUAAGACUGCGGCUGACACCAAGUUUGCCAGAGAGGCACCAGUGAGGCCAUCGGCCGCCCGAAAAGGUGUUCAGCAACCACAGGUCGGGUCCACGUCUGGGCCAUCAAAACAUGCUCGAGGAAUGCCUUCUGCACCUACUGUGGCAAAGCGGCCGGCAGACCGACCAACUCCAGCUUUGCCUGAACCACGUAGGCCUCUGGGACCGCCUGCAGGACAGACUGGGGCCUCGAAGAGAAACCUCCGACCAGUGGGUGGGGCGACCAGUGGGCCGGCACGGGGCCCAGCGGCUAGGCUAUCGACUGCUGCAAAGGCACCACGACCUCUCCUCUCUGGUGCCAGGCGGUCAGUGGCUGCUGUGCCGAGGGCUGCAGACAGCCAGCCGGUGCCUGCCCAGCCAGAGGCCAAGACUGGACGGCCUGCGGGUCCAGCGUUGCAGCCGUCGCAGUUGCCGCGCUCACGACUGAGGCCACCCGCUAGUCGAGGUGCUGUGCGAUCUGUGGCUGCUGUUCCAAGGGCUGCGGGGAGCCAGCCGGUGCCUGCCCAGCCAGCGGCCAAGACUGCUCUGCCUGCGGCUCAAGCUGUGGAGCCGUCGCACUUGCCCCGCUCACGACUGAGGCCAACCACCAGUCGAGUAUCGGGUAACAUUCCUCAUGUGCCCAGACCGGCCUUCAGUGGAGCGCGCCGCCUGCCGCCGGUGCCCGAGUCCCCAGUGCCGGCUCGCCAUUCAACUCCAGAAUGGCCAAACGUAACUCUGCGAAACUACAGUCCACAACUGUCACCCAUCAGGAAGCAGCCGGGACGUCACUGAAGUGUGCACUGCGCCUCU
This is a messenger RNA of Dermacentor silvarum, 1100 nucleotides long. RefSeq names its product translation initiation factor IF-2-like. The transcript has 8 exons. The record is from RefSeq and is a predicted model, not a curated record. The coding region runs from base 120 to 1082 and encodes 320 amino acids. Lineage: Eukaryota; Metazoa; Arthropoda; Arachnida; Ixodida; Ixodidae.